AUGUGGAAGCUGCUUCAUGGAUUCCUUCCUUUCCCAGAUCGUGUUCAAAAGUUUGGUUUCAAUCUCCCUUCUGUCUGCCCUUUUUGCUGGAAUCAAAGUGCUACACUAGAACAUUGUAUGUGGCAUUGCUCAUGCGCAAAGGAUAUUUGGAGUUUUUUUGCUAAUCUACUGAACAUCAACCUUAGCCUUGCCACCUCAGUACGCUCUGUCUGCCAGUUAUGGUGGCUAGCAGAUUUUUCAGCAAAUUCACAUGCAAGCCUGGGCAAUGUUUCAAUUUGCAUUCGUAACUGCAUACCAGUUUUUGUUCUUUGGUCUCUUUGGAAAAACUAUAAUAUUUUGAUUCAUGAAGGAGGACAUUACUCACGUGAUUGCAUCAUCAGAGAGGUGAAACGCGAUUUCUUUGAUCUGUCAAUUGCUCAUCCGUUCCGGCAGGUUAAUGCUUCAGAUAGUAGGUUUAUUCACUUAGGCUUUGUGGCUUUCUUUGCAACUCCGAGACCUAAGAAAACUCUUUGGAUUAAAUGGCUUCGCCCUCCAUCAGGCCGUCUGAAGUUAAAUUCUGAUGCUUCUUUCUCCACGUUUGCUAGUGGAGGUGGGGCAGUACUUCGGAAUUCACAAGGCGGUUUUGUUGCAGCGUUAGCUUUUCCUUUUCUAGCUUCCUGCGCUCUAGAAGCAGAAGCUAAAGCUCUUGCUCUUGCCAUGAGAUGGUGUAACUUGGUAGCCAGGAAACCCUUAAGCAUUGAAGUGGACUCUUCGGUUCUGGUCAACCUCAUCCUUAACUGCGAAGCUCCAAUCCCAUGGAAACUCCGUUCCUCUAUUGUCACCAUUCGUUAUUUGCUCUCCGAUUGGAAUGCUACGAUCACACAUUCUUACCGGGAGGCUAACACGGUUGCUGAUGCUUUAGCUUCUUUUGGUUGCUCUCUCUCUCACUCCUCUCUUUAUUCUACUUUUAAUUCAUUGCCAUCAGCUGUUAGAAUGGCUCUACUUCUACGCAAGUUGCCAAAAAAAGGGCUCUGUAGUGGACCCGCUUACAGGAUAAGUGGUCUUGACGCGAGUUGGAAGCUCUACAGUCUAGACAGGUGA
Messenger RNA from Ipomoea triloba (trilobed morning glory), 1080 nucleotides. RefSeq lists its product as uncharacterized. NCBI's taxonomy places the organism in Eukaryota, Viridiplantae, Streptophyta, Magnoliopsida, Solanales, Convolvulaceae. The record is from RefSeq and is a predicted model, not a curated record. Gene Ontology annotation, molecular function: RNA-DNA hybrid ribonuclease activity; nucleic acid binding. The coding region runs from base 1 to 1080 and encodes 359 amino acids. The transcript is spliced from 2 exons.